Messenger RNA from Dendroctonus ponderosae (mountain pine beetle), 3017 nucleotides. Its product is annotated as phosphopantothenate--cysteine ligase. Gene Ontology annotation, biological process: coenzyme A biosynthetic process. NCBI's taxonomy places the organism in Eukaryota, Metazoa, Arthropoda, Insecta, Coleoptera, Curculionidae. The coding region runs from base 474 to 1412 and encodes 312 amino acids. The transcript has 5 exons. The record is from RefSeq and is a predicted model, not a curated record. Gene Ontology annotation, cellular component: cytoplasm; nucleus. Gene Ontology annotation, molecular function: phosphopantothenate--cysteine ligase activity.
UUAUUAAUCCAACCAUUGACGAAAGAGAUUAUUAUUCUUUACAAUUCAAAAUUUUCUUUGUUGAAACAUAGCAAUGUUACAAAACCUGUGCCAAUUACACGCUUAAUUGAGCUUGUUUCCAUUACGACAUUGAUGUGUAAAAAAUAUAAUUAUAGCUACUUUUGCUGCUACUUUGUAACUAUAUGCAUAUAUUGGAAACAAUGUAUUGCCUGAUUUGUAGGGAUUGACUCACAAAAUUAUUAAAAAAAAAUUUUCUUACAGUUUAAGAAAUAUAAAAUCCUAGUACAAUUUCUGUUAGGAAUUACACGAUUACUAUUCAUUUCCAUUCGAACUUUGCUAUAAAUUGAAAUAAUUUCUUAAAAACUGGAAAUAUCGGUUAAAACAAAUCGAUCGGCUCAUUCCUAGACAUGUCGAAAUUGGCCUUGGACCCGACUAACCUCAAUGUUUAUCCCAAUUCUUAAUAAAAUUGCAAAAUGGCUUCACACUGGGAAUCCUUUUAUUCCACUCAUUUACCCCCGACGGAUUUCGAAGACAAUCGAAAGCUGCUGCAAGAAUUCUGCGAGAGGCAUAAUCGGAAUAAUGAACGCAUUGUACUGGUCACAUCGGGUGGAACUACAGUCCCUUUGGAACACAACACUGUGAGAUUUGUGGACAAUUUUAGUGCAGGCACAAGAGGUGCAGCCAGUGCUGAGUAUUUUCUUGAGCACGGCUAUGUGACGAUAUUCAUGCACAGAUUGAAAAGUUUAGAACCGUUUACGAGACAUUUUAACGGUCAAAAAUUUAUGGAUAUGCUGGAUUUGCAUGAAAGAGGACCGAAUACAUCGAUCACGGUUAAGCCGGACAGUGUAGAUGUUUUAGCACCAAUUCUGGCUAGCUACAAGGCAGCUCAAGACAAUGGUAAAAUAUUAUAUGUGAGUUUUACAACGGUAUCGGAUUAUUUCUGGUUAUUACGGGCGGCGUGCGAAUGCUUGGCCCAAUUUGGACCUAAAGCCCUGCUUUACUUGGCUGCGGCGGUGUCCGACUUUUACGUUCCGGCUAAUCAGAUGCCAAUGCAUAAGAUUCAGUCUGGAGGAGCAGCUCCUAACAUUCAACUGCAAUUGGUACCCAAGCUGUUAGCGCCGUUAGUUAGUUUGUGGGUGCCGCAUGCAUUUGUGGUAUCUUUUAAAUUAGAAACUGAUGAAAACCUCUUAAUUACGAAGGGUAGAGACGCUUUAAACAAAUACAAGCAUAAGUUGGUUAUUGGAAAUAUUCUUCAAACCAGGCGGACAAGAGUGGUAUUUGUGACUCCCGAUAAUAAUUAUGAACUGGUGAUGGGCAGGGAGCAAGUGCUGAGCGGAAUGGAAAUCGAAGAAAUUAUAGUAUCCAAUGUGGUGGCCAAUCACUUAGACUAUAUAAAGAUUCAGAAAUUUUAGAAAGAUGGAACGCCUUUAUACUUAACUGGUUAUUCCAGAUUAGCUGUACCAGUAAGUACAGUAGUACUGUAAGAUUAGAUAAUCACUUUUAUCAGGGUAACUAUAUAGAAACCUUUUAUAUCAGUAACUGGAGAAACUGACUUUUUCUAACGACACAUGGGCGAAUUUAUUGUAAUUAUUAAUAGGGCGGUUCAAAGGUUUGCUAGAAAUGUAUGUUCUACAUAUCUAAGGAGGGAUCAUACUAUACUUAAGGCGUAGCAAAACAUGUAGAUACUUCCAGUGCCAAACUUAUUCAUGUAUGCCUUUCUCUGAAUUUUCAGUUUGAACUAGGAAAUUUUUACUUUUUAGUAUUUUUUUGUAUUCAACGUCCUAGUUCGAAUUUCAAUAUCUAAACCCAUUUUAAAGUUUCCGUUUUUCCUUGCUGUAUUUCUUUUACAACUAAAUGGGCAAGUUUGUUUAAUCAUCAUUCGGACGUAAUUCUAGUUUAAAACAACAAACUAGCUAUAUAUACUAUUUAAGCGGAUCUAAGCUAAACGUUUUGAAGCUAUACCUGUAUAUUAUUGAACUGUAUUGGUCUGUCUGGUAUUUAUGUGACUAUCUAACUACUAUUGAUGUAUAUAUUUUUGAUUUUAUCUUUUAUACCUUUUGUACAUUCUUAUUUAUUAGUGAAGUAUUCCUUGUAAUUACGCAAUUGUUGUACCGCACACAAAUGUGUUUAAAUGUCUAUAUAAAGCAUAUCAAAGCGUUAGAGGCUGCAUAUGCAGGUACGCAAAACUGGGCAAUAUUUAAUUGCAAUUUGUUUUUGCUUUUGGACAAAUUUUUAAGUCAAGAUAUCGGCAUCUUUAAAGACACCAAUUUAUUUAUUUAGCAUUGCGUGUUUUCGGAUGAUAUUGAAAAGCUUUGCUAACUGAUACGUACAGGGUGUUAAAAAAUAAUCCGUUGGCUUAAACUAAAAUGAAAAGACUUAUGUUAUAGAUACGACUCGACUGUAAUUAUUAAAGAACAAAAAACACGACACAAAAGUUUAUAAGUAAGGAGAACACUGUUCGAUUCGGUUUUAUAUGAUACGUUCAGUGCUGAAAAUUACGACAGAUAAUAGUUUCUGCUAGAAAGACUAUUAUUAUUAGAAAGGAAGGAAGCUGGUGUGCAGACACUGAGGAAAAUUGAAUCAAACGAGAUAUUUUUUUUGUAAUAAAGCUUGUAUAUUGAUUCAGGGAAUUGGUUUAAUACAACCCUGGAAUAUUAAAUAUGGCCAAGCGUUUUCGACAAUUACGUCAUCAUCAAGGCCGCUAGAAACACAAAAGAGCAGCGAUUAAUAUCCUGGGGGAGUCAUAAAAAUGAAGGGUGGAAACUUACUCACUUAAUAACUUUACUAAUUUGAAUUUGGAUCGAUUAUAAUCGGAGCGCUUUGCUUCGUUUUCUAACGCCUUGUAUAUAUUAUACCAAUGAGUGUUUGUGCAUUCCACUAUUUUGUUCGUGUUACUAUAGAAUAUUAACUAAAUCCAGAACUUCACUGGAUUUAGAUGUUAAGUUUUUAUUAAUCAAAUUAAAAAAUCUGCCUAGUUUUGUAAGAAAUACAUGUUAAUAUAUUCUGUAUUUUAAAAA